AUGGGUAUUAUGCAUGCACAAAUUGUAUUACAGAAGUAUGUCUUUUUGUUGUAUUCUUUUCUUUCACCUGUACUGUAUGACGACACACAAGUAAUUUACCCAUAUGAAAAAAAUAAUUACGAGGCAAGAACUCAUCACCAUUUUUUAACAACAGCAAAAGCAGUUGAAGCUAAAGUAGCGAGUGGUCGUAGUCGUCGCACAUCAGUCGCUGGUAUUAAAGGUUUAUCGUCAUUAUUAAAAGUGUUGCAUUAUCCUGUUGAUGUAGUAUAUGAUUAUAUGCACUUGAUAUGUUUAAACCAUGUGCCAACAUUAAUUAAACGUUUUACUGGAAUUUUAUCAAAAAAUGAUAUUGAUAAAACUGAUUCAAUUCUAUCAGCUAUUCGUUUACCACAUGAUGUCAAUGUCAGAUAUAAUUACUCAAUACAAUCCAUUAACGAUUGGAAAGCAAAAGAUAAUAGAUUAUUAAUACACUAUUAUUGCCAAACAUCAUCAAAAGUAUAUGAUCCGAAGAUUGAAUUAUAUUCUUUACAUGCUCAUCUGCAUCUACCGGCACAGGUUUUGAUAAUGUUUUUACGUCAACAACUACCGAAUAUUGUUUGUUCUUUUGUUCUAGAUCAUGGUGGUUUAGCUUUUACAUCCUCGUUUUGUUUCGAAUCAGCAAUUCGUUCUAUUAAAAAUAAGUCACAUGGCACAAAAAAUCUUGGAUCACAGAUUGGUUAUUGGUGUGACAUUGAUACAAUUAUACCUUUAAAUGAAUUUGAACUAAUGUCACCAUCACUAGUGGAUGAAAUAAAGCUAGAUAGUGAUUUAUUAAAAGCUCAUCGUGGUAUAUUAACGAAAAAAUUUAAUGAUUUACAACAAGAUAUUACGACAAUAAAAUUAUAUUUACGUUUUAAAGAUAAAUUUGUAACAUAUCAUUCAUUUUUAUAUGGUAAGCGAUUUACCUGUAUUAGUUAUUUAAUAUCGUAUAAUGAUAAUUAUCAACAAAUCCAGUAUGGUAAUAUUAUUAUUUUUUAUAUAUUCAACGAUGUAUGGUAUUCAUUAAUACAACAAUAUCAUCGAGCUGAUAUUAACAUUUCUGACUUUCUUGAAAUUCCCAAUGAAUUAAAAGAGAUAAUAGAUUUAUUUUACCCUAUUUGCUUCUUAAGUGAUACAUUUGUUAUUAUUCCUAUGUCUUCGAAAACGAACAGUUAUCAACGUCCUUAUCUAACACAACGUGUAUCAACAGAAAAAAAACGUUAUUCGUGUAUUGCUUAUCUCGAUGAACCAUCAAAGUACAGUAUUGUUGAUUCAAAACGAUUGGCAAAUAUAGAUGAUCGAGGUUAUGGUAUUAUUAAAGAACUUGGAAAAUCAUACAAUAUUCAUGUCGAACAAACAGGCACCCAAGAAUCCAUGGAAAAAUAUGGUUGUUUGUUAGAGAAGGCGAUGCAAUCUCAAAUGCACGAAGAGGUACCUUCUGAUUGUGAAGAAUGGCGAGCAAAACAAAGAAAGGAAAAUCAAUCAAAAGCUUUAUCAACACCACUAAGACCAAGCUUGAAAUCAAAAUCAUCAAAUAAACAACCGAAACAGACUCUAUCUCCUGCACCGAAAGAAUUUUCAUUAAAAGAUAUUUUCUUUGGUCAAACACCACCAUCGUCGUUAUUAUCUCAAUCUGGCUCAUCUGACAAUACACGACAGUCACGUGCACAUAUUCAAGGUGAAAAAGAAGCUAAUCAUGAUUCAUCUAGUUCGGAUGAUGAUGAAGAUGAAAAUUCUAAAUUAACAAUAGAUAUCGAAGAAGAUUUGGCAGACGAUUUACCAUCAAGUUCUAUACGAUUGCCACCAACUACAACUUCAAAAAAACGUGCAUCAAAAUCAAAAAAAAAAACACCGAUUGCAAAACGUUUACGUUUUACAAUGAAUGAUGAUGACGACGAAAAGGAUGAUGAAGAACAACAAUUGGAUUUGCAACAAACGGUGAAUUACGUUAAACAAGUCAAUGCAAAUGUGCUCAAAAUGCAGAAGCAACAAGAAAAAUUAGCAGUUACUUUAGGUCGUCAAAAUACAUUUUUAAACAAUUUGUGUAAAAAUCAAAAAAAAUUAGCUAAAAGUUUAGCACGACGUAAAAUUCCUGUUUUUCUGGAAGAAGACGAUGAAAAUGCAAUUGAUCAGAAUUCAACCGAUUAUGUGUCAACAUAUACUAGAAGUGAUGGUCUUGUUGUUGAACUAUUGAAGGUAUAUGGUACAAAAGAAAAUACAGUUAAAUAUGCUUUAAAAUUAAUUGAUGCAUUAUUUAUUGAUAAACAAGAUUUGCAAAAUGCUGAUUCUAAAAAAAUUGAUGAAGAUCCACGAGUUAAAGCAAUAUAUGGUCCAAUUAAACAAAAGUUCAACUUUUCAGUCGAAGAAAUGUCAAUCAUUUGGCCGCCUGUUCAUGAUUCUAUUCUUAGCAAACGACGCAAUCAAGGGAAAAUAUUGAAGGCAAAUGUAACACAAAAUGAAUCGACUUCAACUACUUUGACAUUACAAGCUGUUAAUCACAACAAUAAUGAACAACAAGAUGAAACAGGUGCAGGUGAACAGCAACACGAAACAGAUGAAGAUGAACAAACAUAA
This is a messenger RNA of Didymodactylos carnosus, 2592 nucleotides long. The record is from the annotation of a GenBank genome assembly. NCBI's taxonomy places the organism in Eukaryota, Metazoa, Rotifera, Eurotatoria, Philodinida, Philodinidae.